Manduca sexta (tobacco hornworm) is the source of this 2916-nucleotide messenger RNA. It is a transcript of the gene MTA1-like, whose product is annotated as metastasis-associated protein MTA3. Gene Ontology annotation, biological process: negative regulation of transcription by RNA polymerase II. Gene Ontology annotation, molecular function: sequence-specific DNA binding; transcription coactivator activity; chromatin binding. Lineage: Eukaryota; Metazoa; Arthropoda; Insecta; Lepidoptera; Sphingidae. Gene Ontology annotation, cellular component: nucleoplasm; NuRD complex. The record is from RefSeq and is a predicted model, not a curated record.
ACUGCGUCUAUUUCGAGACGUCGUCGACGUCUCCGUACCAGAUCCGGCGGAUAGAGGAACUGAACAAGACGCCUUCGGGCAACGUGGAGGCAAAAGUCAUGUGUUUCUACAGACGACGGGACCUUCCCAAUCCCCUAAUACAGUUAGCUGAUAAGCAUCAAAUGGCCCAGUCAGAAGACUCACCGGUCGCGAUGAAACUCAAGAAAAUAUGCCUUAAAACGCCGGUAGGCGAGGAACAGGCGGCACAAGCAGUUCUCGACCCUGCGCUAGAAACAUAUUGGCGUUCCCCAGCGGCGAUGGAGGAGGAAUCUAGCGAUCUGCCAGGCACAGACGGCCUGGCGCCAAAGCAGCGGCACCAAGCUAAACACCGCGAGCUGUUCCUUUCGCGGCACAUGGAGACGUUGCCGGCCACGCACAUCCGCGGCAAGUGCACCGUCACGCUACUCAACGAGACAGAGUCGCUGCUCAGCUAUCUCAAUAAGGAUGACGCAUUUUUUUAUUGUUUAGUAUUUGAUCCUUCACAAAAGACUUUAUUAGCAGAUAAGGGAGAAAUCAGAGUUGGAAGUAGAUAUCAGACUGAAGUAACUAAUUUAUUAAAAGAAGGCGAGGAGGACGGUCGCAGCGGCGAGGAGCUGGAGACGCUGGUGUGGACGCCGGAGCACGGGCUGACGGACCGGCAGAUCGACCAGUUCCUGGUGGUGUCGCGCUCCGUGGGCACGUUCGCGCGCGCGCUGGACUGCUCGUCGAGCGUGAAGCAGCCCAGCCUGCACAUGUCCGCCGCCGCCGCCAGCCGGGACAUCACACUCUUCCACGCGAUGGACACGCUACACAAGUCCGGGUACAGCAUAGAGGCGGCGCUGUCGUCGCUGGUGCCAGCGUCCGGGCCGGUGCUGUGCCGCGACGAGAUGGAGGAGUGGUCCGCCUCCGAGGCCAACCUGUUCGAGGAGGCGCUCGACAAGUACGGCAAGGACUUUGCUGACAUACGGCAGGACUUUUUGCCAUGGAAGACGCUAAAGAAUCUUGUGGAGUACUACUACAUGUGGAAAACUACAGACCGCUACGUGCAACAGAAACGCGUGAAGGCGGUCGAGGCGGAGUCCAAGCUGAAACAAGUGUACAUUCCCAACUACAACAAGCCGAAUCCUGCGUUGAUCGCGAACAACAGCGGCGGCAAGAACAGCGCCGUGCUCAACGGCGGCACCAACGGCACCGCCACCGCACAACUCUGCUCCUCCUGUCAAGUAACAAGUUCAAACCAGUGGUAUUCAUGGGGCCCGCAGCAUUUACAAUACAGAUUGUGCGGCUCGUGUUGGCAGUAUUGGAAGAAAUACGGAGGACUCAAGACGGCGGGUGUGUUCGGCGAGACGGAGGUGGAGGCUGCCAAGGGCCCGCGCGGCGACGGCGAGGAGACCGCGCUCUCCGUCUCACACCGCCCGCACCGCUGCACAGUGCUCAACUGUGCCAAGGAGUUCAAGUUGCGCGCCCACCUGGCGCGGCACGUGGCGACGGCACACGGCGGCGGCGAGGGCGCGCGCCCCGUCAUGAAGACGCGCGCCGCCUUCUACCUGCGCGCCUCGCCCUUCACGCGACUGGCGCGCCGCCUCUCGCGCCAUCUGCGCCGUCCCAGGCACCACGCGCGCUCGCCCUUCUCGCCGGUCAACCUGGCGCAGGUCAAGCACGACUGUUCGAUAGCAAUGGCGGGCUUGGGCGGAGCGGAGGGUCGUGCGGUGGCGGCGCGGCUGGCGGCGGCGCGCGGCGCUCCCGUGGCGCCCGGCCGCGCGCACGAUUGGCUGCAGCUCACGCCGCGCGACCGUAUGCCCGCGCCCGACCAUGUCGCCUUCCCCAAGCCACCCAAGGCACCCGACGGUAGCCUGCUGUACGAGCGCGUGCUGUCGCGCGCGGAGCUGGAGGCGAGGCGCGCGGAGGCGACGCCGGGCGCGUUGUCGCUGACGCCACUCGCUGCGCACGCGCAACACGCGCCACACGUGCCGCACGCACCGCACGCGCCCCACGCGCCUGCCGCCGCGCUCAAGCGACGCGCUUACGACGACAUCAACGGACUCGACAGAGCCGGUGGCGACCGCGAGCGCGAGCGUGACUCGGCGCCGCCGCCGGCCAAGCGGCCCAACAAGCACCCCGCUCCCAUGCAGCGACCCUCGCGCGAGCAGUACGCCGAGAUGUGCGCCCGUGCGCAGGCCACCGGACAACCCCUACCUGCACAUGUCUUCACACACGUGAACGGAAAACCGACAAACAUCUCCGGGCGCGGCGGCCGACGCCACGUCAUCUCAUGGAUGGACGCACCCGAUGAUCUGUACUUCAAAGCAACAGACGCGGCCAAAUCGGCACGGCGGACGCUGAGUUGCGGCGAGCUGCGGCGUGGCGCGCGGGCGCCGUGGCGGGCCAUGCGCGGCGGUCACUCGGUGGCGGCGGGCGGCACGGGCGCCGUGCUGGGCGCGGGCGGCAAGAGCGCAGGCGCGGCGCCGCCGCUGCAGCUGGUGGUCCUGGACUGACAGGAGGCGCCGCCCCCGCCACCCGCGCCGCACCCGCCGCACCCCUACACCAUGGAGGCGCUGCUCGGCUGAGCCCGCGUGUACAUUCGCCGUGUAAAUACCCGCCGCCCGCCGGCCCGAGCCCGCGCCCGUGCCCGCGCCUGCGCCAGCGCUCGCGCCCGCGACCGCGCCCGCGCCCGCGUGACGCUAUCCGUUAAGCGAAGAUUGUAUUUUUGGUAAUCGAGUCGCCGAGAAUGGAUUCUGUAGAUAAUAUUUUAAACUAUAUUGUUCUUAUGUGGUUUGAUCUGGCGUCGAGCAAAAUAAUGUAUUUGAUACAUAAAGCGAUAUGUAAGUCUAUUUCAUUCGGAGAUUCAUUGUAGGAUAAUUUACAAUUUUUUUCAUAAAUAAAGCACAAAUCGAAACA